UUCCUGUCCUUGAACGUUGAAUGGCGAGCGGCGUUCGAACUGUGGCUCAGCUUGCAUUGGCUCGCUUGGCAGAGCUCGAUCAAGACCAUGCACAGAGCGCGACUGCGUGCAGCAGACAGCUCGCGACGCUGCUGCAUGUGCUGCUCGACCAGUCACCAGCAAGCGACACCCAGCCCGACGCUGCUGCUGCUGCUGCUGCUGCUGCUGAUGGACUGGCGCCGUCGCCAUUAUUGUCAUCCGCACCAGGCAAAGGCAAGAAGGCACAGCAGGGCAAGGCCCCAGCCAAGCGGACUGCUGCGGGCAUGAAGUCCACCGCGACGGUCGUCGAUCCAGUCACCGCGUGCGUCGCGGCGGUCAUUCGCGCGCCAAUGUCGUCGUCGUCGUCGUCGUCGUGCUGCGAACAGUGCGAGGCUGCCGUGGUCGAUACACUGGUCUCACUGGUGCUCGCUCAGGACGUGUCGUCUGCGCUGCGGAAACAGCUCAUCAAGCUCGUCGUCACUUGGCGCGACGUGCUGGGCGCGUCCAUGUCCAAGGCGCUGAGCCACGCCAUUGCCGCUCGGCUGGAGCGACUGCCGCAAUCGCUGAGCUUGGUUCAGUGGGUCUGCAAUCUGAACGAGCUUCGGGUGGAAACAACGCAGGCCAUGCAGUUGUCCAUGGACAUGUACCUGCCAAAGCUUGCCCGGUAUUUCGUUCAGUGCGUGGAGCAUGCGCUGCUGCCAGGUGGCGUUGCAGUCAUCACGACACCAGACUACUCGACCGCUCGCAUGUCCAUGGACGAGCUCUCCACCGAGGUGUUGGAUGCGAGCUCGCUGUUGGCAUUGAUUCUUCGAAAACAGCCCGGCGUCCAUUCGCUGGUCGCCGCCCCAUCGGUUUCGGAUCCCCCUGCACUUGCUGCGCUCACCGAUCUGGGCGCAGAUCUGUUGAACAGCUGUCUUGUCGUCACUACCCAACUCGCGCAUGUCUUUGCUCAGGCAACCAUGAGGAGUGUGGGCGUUCUGCUCGGCACGCUCUUCUCCAUUUGGUGUGCAGCCAGUCCUGAUCAGCUGCUGCCUGUGCUCUUGACUGACUUGCUCGGAAUUACGCCGUCAAGCCAUCCAGCAUCGACAACAGCAGCAGCAACAGCAACAGCGACGGCAGUUGCGACGACGACUCCAAUUGCUCUCAAUCCCGAUCUUCUCAAAGGGACUGCCCAGCUCCUUCGGAACGAAGGCUCUGCAGAUGUGCUCGACGCAGGACUUGCCAUGCGACGUGUGGCUUUCUGUGAUGCCAUUCUCCGAUCCUUGCCACUUGAUGUGUUUUUGACCACAGUCUCCUCGUCGCCGGACAGUCCUCCGUUGCUUGGCCGACUGCUUCCUUACAUUGCCAACGUGUAUCAAUGCGGCAGCUCAGACCAACGGUUUCUCGCAUCUGUGUUUCAGGCAAUGUCACUGUGGGUCUCUUCUGUUGAGAAAACAGCCACGCUGGCAACAGCAGCGGCAGCAGCAGCGGACAACACGGGCCUGCAUGCGAACGCGAUCGCACAAAUUGUGGGCACUCAGCUGGAAGCGUGGGGAAACACUGUCGUGUCACUUGCUGUGGGCAUUGCCGAAACGCAACAGGACGCCGCCGCUCGGUUUUUGAUUGGAAACAUGCUCAAGUGUCUGACUGCGGUGGAUUUGGCUUCAUCGAGUUGGAGCAGCACAGCACAUGCUCCACAGUCGCCCGAUCGAGCGCUGGACGCCGCGUUGAAAUUUUCCUCGCAGCGGCUACACUCCAAGCUCGCGAUUUUGAUUCUUGUCGAGGCUGUCAAAUGCGGGCAUCUUGGUCGCAUCACGCAUCACCUUCCCAAUCCUGCCGCCGUCGCGCUCAGGAUUGCGCUGGGCGAGCAAACACUGGCCUCGGUUGCGUCGCUUUUAUUCGCCUCCAUUGCACACACUGCUCCUCAGCAGCUCGAGCUGUGGUUGGAACCCUUGAGGGCGGCGUUUCUCGACUCGGCGCAUCCUACGACCAGUCCAGCUGCACCGCUUGCAACGAGCAAUGUACGGCCGUUUGGUUUUAGCGAUCCAGUCGCUCUACCGCUGUUGACCGAGCAAGUGUUGCCCAGGCUGCUGGCAGAGCAUCGUGAUGGCAUCGUGUCGGCCAUUUUAGCCAUUCCCAAUUUGUCUCUUCUUUCACGGCAGGUGGGUCCGCUCACCUUACUACUUUCCACGCUAGUUGCAGCCAGACGCCUGGGCCAUUUCGAAAAGACUGCCUUUGAACCGUCUUUGAGCGAAUCGGACGGCCUGCGAAUUCCCGGGCUCCUUCCACUCGAAUUGUACAUUUCCGCGUUGUGCUCCCCCAAUAGCCACUUGGCUGCGAUCGCCUACAGUCUGCUGCUCACCCCGAAAAUGGUCGCGGAUCCGGUCAGCGAGUAUGAGCUCUCGGCAUUGCAAGCAGCCCUCCCCGUUGCGAUGCUCUGCACCGAGGCUUCUCUCACUUCUCACGUUGAAGAGGUGGUUCGCCAGACGUUGAUGCGAAUUGCUAGUGGUUGCGGCAGCUUGAGUUCUGCUCUUCGUCUGAGCAAAAAGGAGUCGUCCGACCUUACCUCUGUCGUGGAGCCCCAAGCGUUGCCCUCAUUUGUGCGCUGGCUGUGGGAGCACGCGUUGCAAUCUUGCCAUCGCGCUGCUCCGCAUACACAACGCCUGCUUUCCUUCCGCUGGAUGCGCAUCAUCAUCGAGCUCUUUUCUGCAUCGGCGGCCUUCCAACACGACUUUUUCUCCACUCGUACGCUGGAGGUUGUCUUUCCUGCCCUUCACGACAGUUAUUCGACAGUUUGUGACUGCGCUCUGGAGAUUUUGUCCGUGUUUCCGCGACCUUUCCUGCGCCAGAGCCGGUUUGACGGCAACAGCCACGGGUUCCAACUAGAUGACCUCUUCCAACUUUUCGUGCGAUUGCUCCCGUCCUUCCGCAGCGCCGAGCUCGAGCAUGUUCCGCGACUGCUUUGCGUCCUCAGCUGGCACUUGAACCCGGAGAAUCCGCUCGAUCUCUCGCUGCUCUCCAACGCACAGCCAGCACAAGACGGGUGGAUGACACUUUGGACGCACCUGCUUGCUCGACUGGACGCCGCCAUGGUCGAGUUCAUCGCUGCCACUUCGGGCAGUCGCCCAGCAGCUUCUCCGUCCCCGGCCUUCAAGCGUCCUGCAUCGCUCUUCGAAAUUCCAAACCUGCUCGCUUGUUGCCGAGUGCUGCUUCGCGAAGCAAAUGCCUCCCAUCGUCUUCAUGCGUUGAUUGGCUGCGAUUUGCACCUGCGGCUGACCCAGCUGCUCCGCCUGUCCUUGCCUUUGGUCGGGUGCGCGGCACCAGAAGGGCAGUCGACCCUCGCUGAUGUGGACGCCACAUCAGACUCGACGACCACCGAUCGUCAGGACGACGAAGAGGAUGCGGCAGAUGACAAUGACGAAGAAGAGUUGGAAGCUCUCACCAGCACCAGCAGCAGCAACGGUAAACGCGCGCCGUCCGUGACGUUCAUCUUUCGCAUGUCACGGCAGUGCUGCCUCUUGCUUGAGGAUGUGACCGAGGCGCUCUUUCGCGACAUUUUUGCCACACCCAAUGCGCCGUUCGCGGAACGCACUGCCUUUGUCAUCAAGCCAGACGGAGUGCUCGACUGUCUCGCAGCAGAGUCGGUCGGCAUCCUCAUUGCAGCACGACACAAGGGCAGCAUUGGUAUUGGCGAAGGCGUUGUAUUCAAGCUUGCCGAACGGCUUUGGCGUCUUGGUGGCCAUUUGUGGGCGCGUGCCGAGUACUCCCAUCUCAGUCUGCUUCCCGCUGCCUGGCUCAAAAUUGCACUCGAGGCUGCGGGCGUGUCGCAAUUCAAAGGCGUCUUGGCCACCACGCCCGUCGAGCACCAGUCUGCCGCUCUCGACAACGUGCUGGCGGAAGCGACUGGCCGAAUUGCCAUCUCCCGCCGCAGCGCAGGCUUGCCUCUCUUGGUUGCAUCCUUGCUUGCAUCCAGUAUGUCUCGGAGCAUCCAGAGCGAUCUGUUGGUUCGUGAUGUCAUCGACUCGAUUCUGAGUGCCAUUCAGCACAAACUUGCCGUCGCGGUCGAAGCCUUGCAGCCGAGCCCUACCCGUUAUGAGGCCGCGCCCAUUGAGAGCAUUGUGCACUUGCUCAACAUUUUGCGCAUUUUGGUGCGCGAUGUUCGACUUGUAGGGGUGCUCCAGUCGUUCUUGGCGCGCAUUCUCGCCAUGGCGCUGAGUCUGUUUGAACACCACCUCUGGCCAGUUCGCAACGCAGCCACCUUGCUGUUUAGUUGCCUGCAUCCCCGCGUGGUUGGCUUUACGCCCCAGUCGACGCCUGGCCAGCGAGCAUCUUCCACGCUGGACGAGCUGUACCAGCGCUACCCGGACUUGCGGCGCCAACUGGAGGAGAUUUGCGAGAAAUCCAACCUCGACCACGGAUCCAGCGCUUUGCAUGCUGCAAUGAUGAUCUUGUGUAGCCUGAGCCCGCCGCCUCACCCAUCGCAGUACGUGUCUUCGGCGCAGGACUUUCUGGCGUCUCGGCAACCACUGGACGCGGCCAUCGUGCGUUGCUCACACAGCCCGUUGUUCUUGACUCGAUGCUCCGCUGCACGCGCCACGAUUGCGCUCGUGCCAAGCUCCGAGGUGUGCCAGUUUGUCUGUGCGCUGAUCGAGACGUUGAGAGCCGAGCGUCGCCAAAAUACCUUGCACGGCGUGUUGUUGCAGGUGUUUGAGGUGCUGUCGUGGCAUCUGGCUCGUUCCAGCACCGCGCAGAGCCAGCAACUCGCCACCACAGUCUGGCCCAGUGUUGCUAGUCUUGUGUGGCUCAUUCAAGCCACUUCAGUGGUUGCGCCAGCUGUCCAGACUUGCUACCUCGAGAUUUCUCAUCUUGUAGAGGCCCAUUUGCCGAAAGACCAACAUCUCGAUGGUCUUGACCUGCACGUGCAAGCUCGCGACACUGCAGCAGUAAGUGUAUUGCGACGCACUCCUCCAGCUUCAAGCGCCCUGGCUUCUGGAUCGUUGUUGGUGGUCGCUUGCUUGCGGUUGACCUCCGUCCAGACUUUGGCAACACAACUGUCGCUGGAUCAGCUGGAUGCCGAUUCUCUCCCUCUACUUUUGGAUCACGCCGCUCAGCAAGUUGCAACGGCAGGCCUCGACCCCUCUGUCUGUGGAAUCUUGCUCGAGUACUUGUGCGCGGUGUUGGCAGCAAACUUGAGAUCGCCUCACGGCCGACACCCACCUCUCCUGGCCUCCCAACUCUCGCUGUACACUGCACUUGUCUCUGCUCGCACGUGUGACUCGCUUGCACGGCUGUGUACCCUUCCGCAUGCAACAGUUCUCCAUGCCUGUUUGCACGAGUUUGAAGCCUCGGAAUCUGUGCGCACCCGAGCUACAGUGGCGCUGACACACUGUCUAGUUCAUGCACAUGUCGGUGUGGGCGAGGUUGGCGCUUUUGAAGAGCUGUUUGAUCGACAACUGACACGCAUUGCGCAGCUGGCGCUACCGUCGGCGACUGUUCGUGACCGGACUGCCGCUGCCCAAGCGCUUGCAGUCACAAUGGCCUCGCGUCAGCUGUUCUCGACACUGUUCACGACUCGACCGGCAGCCGCGGCUGCGAUGGUGCAUUCCGUCGUUCGUUUGCUUUUUGAUGAAAAUGGGGAUGUGCGUGAAGUCGCCAGCCAAGCGGUGCAGCAACUGAUCAACCCAGCGCUCCCGCCCAUGGUGCACAUUCCCGCGUUGAUUGCGUUUUUCGAAGCAAUCAGCGGACCCCGCAGUGAUGACAUUCAACUGGCUCUGCCGCUUUCGUGCUGGGCAGAAUUGAUUCUUGGCGCGCCUGGAUCUUCCGCGACCUUGCGUUCAGCCUCGGCCACACUGUCGGAUCUUCGCGCUCAAGCCUUCGUGCCAGAGGCCGCCAACUCUUUUGUGGACGAACUCGCAGUCGCCCAGUUGUGCGCCAACGCUUUUGCAGACCGACUUGAUGCUGGCGAACGAUUUUCGAAGGACGAGCAGGCGCUUCUUUCCACUCGCACGAGCCAGGUGGGUGACUUGCUUGCAACGCGUCGACAGUCUGGACUGGCAUUGUCGUCUGCUCCCCGCAUUGGAGCGGAAGAUACGUUUCUUCCACAGAAACGGUUUGCGUUGUGGGCGGGUGCGUUCCAGCGUCUGUAGUCCGACUUUGUCCAAGCGACAUUUCUCAUUCGAGCGCUAAUCUUCAUUCUCCAAUCCAGUUUGCUGCCACCUGUCUCUCGCCUAGUUUUUGAGUCAUGCAAUCUCUAACAACCAACUGAAUCAAUCUAAAUACGAACAUAAAAACCAUCA
Capsaspora owczarzaki ATCC 30864 is the source of this 6293-nucleotide messenger RNA. RefSeq lists its product as hypothetical. The record is from RefSeq and is a predicted model, not a curated record. Gene Ontology annotation, cellular component: cytosol. Gene Ontology annotation, biological process: tRNA methylation. The coding region runs from base 21 to 6143 and encodes 2040 amino acids. The transcript has 2 exons. NCBI's taxonomy places the organism in Eukaryota, Filasterea, Ministeriida, Capsasporidae.